Molecule: messenger RNA, 1926 nt
Organism: Colletotrichum siamense
Lineage: Eukaryota; Fungi; Ascomycota; Sordariomycetes; Glomerellales; Glomerellaceae
Product: VMS1-like protein
Exons: 3
Coding region: 1-1926 (641 amino acids)
Molecular function (GO): protein binding
Source: RefSeq, a predicted model, not a curated record
AUGGGCGACAAAAACGCCACGGAUAUCCUCCGCCGACCCCUCUACGUGUACGACCUCCCGGCGGAAGUCCUGACGACACUCUCCCUCAAGCCAGACGCCGCGAUCCCCGACCAGUCGCCUUCCUCUCCCCCGUCCAAAGAUACAUCCGGCUCUGAUCUCGUUGGCUCUCAGGCCUGCUCGCUCUGCGGGCUUACCUUCUCCACGGUCCUUGACCAGCGUAGCCAUCAAAAGUCUGACUGGCAUCACUACAACCUCAAACAAAAGCUGCGCGGCGCGAAGCCUGUGACGGAGCAAGAGUUCGAGAAACUCAUUGGAGAUCUCGACGAGAGUCUCUCAGGCUCAGACUCCUCCGAAUCAGAAGACGAAGCAAACGACCAAGAAUCCACACUUACAGCAUUGCUGAAGAAGCAAGCUAGACUAGCCGACCAGAGGAAUUCAUCCGUUCCAGGAGAAAACGCCGACGAUGACGAGGUGGGAGGACGGCCCGGAAAAGGCAAACCGCCACUGAUAUGGUUCACCUCCCCGGUUCUUCCGCCAAAUACAUACUUUGGUCUCUACCGUGCGAUCCUUUCAGGAGAAGAGCUUCGAGAUGAAUCAAAGCUGGUAGAGGUGGUGAGGAAGAAGCAGCUAGAUCCCAUAGCCAUCCCUAGAGUGCCCAAAGACGGCUCUGCGCCGUUACCAGCUGUGGCUUACAAGGGACCGCACUUCUUUCUCUGCAUGAUUGGCGGCGGUCACUUUGCCGCCAUGGUCGUUGCCCUUCCGCCACGACAGAACAAGUCUGCGGGCGCCCUCAACAGAGAGGCUACCGUCCUCGCCCACAAGACUUUCCAUCGGUACACUACUCGUCGCAAGCAAGGUGGAUCGCAAUCAGCAAACGAUAAUGCAAAGGGCGCCGCACACUCAGCGGGCUCCAGCUUGCGUCGUUACAACGAGCAGGCUCUGGUCGAAGACGUACGAGAGUUGCUACGGGAGUGGAAGGGAUUGCUGGAUACCUCAGAGUUACUGUUCAUCCGGGCUACCGGCGCAACCAACCGACGCACAUUGUUCGGUCCAUAUGACGGACAAGUCUUGAAACACAAUGAUACGAGACUACGGGGGUUCCCUUUCAGCACGCGGCGAGCUACCCAAAACGAGCUGAUGAGAUCAUUCAUUGAGCUCACGAGGCUCAAAGUCAGAGAGAUCAACCCUGAGGACGAGGCAAAGCCCCGGACAGAGACACCGACACCUAGCAAAACACCAACGCCGAAGCCGACGAAACCAAAGUUGACGGAGGAGGAAGAGACGGCGUUGCUUCACACGUCGCAGAUCCAAGCUCUGAUACGCCGCACCAAGCUCCCUGCUCUGUUGUCCUACCUGAAACAAAACGACCUCGUGCCAGACUUUCAAUUCCAGCCUCCCGACCAAAAUUAUCAUUCUCCAACACCACUCCACCUCGCAGCACACCAGAACGCUGCGCCUCUAGUCCUUGGUCUCCUCACUCGGGGUGGCGCAUCGCCGCUGGUCACGAACAAGGACGGCAAGACGGCCUUUGACCUUGCGGGAGACAGGUCUACUAGAGACGCCUUCCGAGUCGCACGCUCGGAGCUGGGCGAGGAAAAGUGGGAUUGGGACACGGCACAUGUACCGGCACCACUGAGCAAAGCAGAUGCCGACAAACGGGAGGAACGAGAGCGCAAGGAAAAAGACAGCAAAGAGGCCGAACGCCGGAAAGCCGAGGAGGAACGGCUGCGCUCCGAAGGGCCCAAGGUUGACGACAAGAGAAGGAAGGCUGCCGGCCUGGCAUCGGCGCAGCCUAACAAGUCAGCACAGGAGAAGAGGGAAGAAGAGGCUAGGGGGCUGACGCCUGAGAUGCGGAUGAAGCUGGAUCGGGAGAGGCGAGCCAGGGCUGCCGAGGAGAGACUCAGGCGUAUGCAGGCGGGCGGAUGA